Molecule: messenger RNA, 2388 nt
Organism: Pichia membranifaciens NRRL Y-2026
Lineage: Eukaryota; Fungi; Ascomycota; Pichiomycetes; Pichiales; Pichiaceae
Exons: 1
Coding region: 73-2289 (738 amino acids)
Biological process (GO): negative regulation of transcription by RNA polymerase II
Cellular component (GO): transcription repressor complex; nucleus
Molecular function (GO): protein binding
Source: RefSeq, a predicted model, not a curated record
AGCAGGCUUACGGAGACAAUAACAGUUUUUGGGUUCUAGAUUGAACGCAGAAGGACGGAAACGGUGCAUCGCAUGGAGGGCAUCAACACGGACAUUGCGAAGCUGGCUACGACAGCGUCAGUGUUGGUCAAUUCGGCAGCGGCGAAUGCCAACAUCAACGACAUGUUGCAGAAAAGCAAGACGUAUGCAUCCACGUUCGAGUCUCGAGACAACAAUCCAAGUACUACUAUAGUAGGAACAGCGAACAAAGGGUUGAUGGGGCUAUUGGUAAAGCACGGGGACGACAUCCGUGUGGCUCACUCCCUCAGAAGAUCGAAUUUCACUGGGAACGGGAAAAAGAAGAAGGAUUUCAAUGUUUUGUCCAAUGCAAUGCUCAAUGAGAUUGUUGAUGCUUCGGAAUCGGGCAUCUGUGAGAGUGGCGAGAACUCAGGCGCCGCAGGAACAUCAAACGGCGUGUUGGCUGAUGAAGAAACAUCGUUUUCGUUGUUUCAAGGAUUCAGUGCUGUGCUCCCUGAAGUGGACGAAACUAUUCAAAGUAUCAAGAACAUGUCUGGCAAAAUGGUCCAAGGAGGCGACAAUGAAAAGAAUAUAAAAAACAGUCUCAAAAACAACAAGCUGGCGAGCUCCAGAUCAAAGAAAAUUGAAGAGAUCACCAUGGAGAAGAUUAAAACAUGCCAGAAUCAACGCGUGCUACUCAACUUCAAAUCGGACAUCAACUACCACCUCGACCUUUUGGAGAUCCGCAAAGGUCUAGGGAAAAGUGAGAUCGCAGAAAUAGAUGCCAAAAUAGAUAGACUGUACAACUUGCGUAAAGAGAUUUAUGACAAUGUAAAUUAUUAUGAAAAAAGUGAAAUCGAUCUGGAAAACAAGUUGUUAGAGAUCCAGGACCGGUUGGAAUUCAUCAAAGAUAUAGAGGUUCUUAAUGGCGAAAAUGUAGGUGAAAUGAAUGGCGACGGGACUCUAGGUGAAGAGAUUAGUGGAGCAGAUGAAUAUACCAACGAAAUGAAUAAUGAUGUUAAUGACCCAAACAAGAGCAGCAGCAAGAUAAUUUUCAAACCGAAGAACAGCAAACAGAAAGGGAAAGGCAAGUCAAAGGACAAGGGAAACGAUUCUGGUAUCCUCAAUGAUAUAGAAGGAGAUGAAUAUGAUGAUGACUAUGUUACUGUAUAUAUGGAGGAGGACAGCAGAUCGUAUUCAAGAGUCACAUCCAGCACACGGAACCUCAGACCUGGAGAUCAGCUCCAUACGUUCCAGGCGCACAACGAGGCGAUCAAUUGUCUUGCCUUCAAUGAACCCUUUGAAAAAUUGGUGACAUGCUCCAUGGACAACACAGUUAGAGUUUGGGAUAUGAACAGGUACAAAUGUGUUGGACUCCUGGAGGGACACAAUGCAUACGUUGAUUGUGUCACUGUCAGUGAUAAUCUUGCCUUCACUGGUAGUAUAGACGCCACGGUGAAGAUGUGGGAUUUAGACUACUUCAACAAAUCGCAUGACACCUACAGUGAGGGCGAGAGUCUAACGCCUUUGCUCAACAGCUUCGAGGGACACGUUGAUGCCAUCACUGCCUUGACCUACAACAACGGCGAACUGGUCACCGGUUCGGAGGAUAAAACCAUUAGACAGUGGGAUCUCUCCACGGGACACAUUCUCCAGACUAUUGAUGUGAUGUGGGCAUCCUCGAUGGCCAACUCGACCAUCAACUUCGGAAGCUCCAGUUCCAGCAACGCGGCAUUGGGUGCUUCGAGCUCCAACAUCGUUGUGAACCGUGACACCCAGUACCCAUAUCUCUCGUGCAUGCAGGUAUUCGACGCCGCGUUGGCAAGUGGUGGCAGCGAUGGUAUAGUCAGGCUCUGGGAUCUCAGAAGCGGAGAGGUGAUCAGACAGCUGUUUGGCCAUACGGGUGCUGUAACCACUCUUCAGUUCGACAAAACCUUCAGUCUCAUCACCGGAAGUGCCGACCGCAGUCUCAGGAUUUGGGACUUGCGUACCGGAGGAAUAUUGGACUCUUUCAGCUACGACAACCCAAUAAAGAAAAUCAUGUUCGACGAUCUCAAGGUGACCAGCGUGGUGGAGAACGAGCGUGGCAUACAUGUCUACGACAGAACCGAGCAAAGACACUGGAUGCUUGGUGGCGAUGUUCUAUCCUCGUCCACAGAGACGAUCCAGACUGACCCGGCCCCAGCUCCUGCAGCUGCUUCCUGUGCCAACUUUGUCAACGACCUACAAUUCUCCGUAAACUACCUUGUCGAGGGUCGCUCGGAUGGUGUCGUUGGAGUGUGGAAUGUGUAAAUAGCCAGCCAAAAUUAAUUAUAUUCUAUAAAUAACCGUUCAUAAAUAUAUAGCUCAUGGAAACGAACAAGACGGCACGAUGAUCGUGGUAGACCAGCU